Messenger RNA from Cucurbitaria berberidis CBS 394.84, 1494 nucleotides. Its product is annotated as 3-oxoacyl-synthase-like protein. NCBI's taxonomy places the organism in Eukaryota, Fungi, Ascomycota, Dothideomycetes, Pleosporales, Cucurbitariaceae. Gene Ontology annotation, biological process: fatty acid biosynthetic process. Gene Ontology annotation, molecular function: 3-oxoacyl-[acyl-carrier-protein] synthase activity. The transcript is spliced from 8 exons. The coding region runs from base 48 to 1337 and encodes 429 amino acids. The record is from RefSeq and is a predicted model, not a curated record.
UCCGUGACCGCGUCCAACAUUUCAUCAUUCUUCAUCCCUAAAAUGCAAUGCGAAGGGUAGUAGUGACUGGCUUAGGGCUUGUGACACCCCUGGGACUAGGUGUCCGCCGAACAUGGACGCGACUCAUCGAGGGACAAUGCGGUGUCGUAUCCAUUAAAGACAGAAGUCCUGGCUUCGGACUGUUACCGAGUCAAGUCGCUGCUUUGGUUCCGACUGGUGAGAAGAAAGAUGGCAUGUGGAAUGUGAAAGAGCAUCUAAGCCCAGGGGAUGAACGUCGUAUGGCACGUUUCGCUCAAUAUGCUAUGGUCGCAUCUGAAGAAGCAUUGCAUGACGCGAAUUGGCUACCAAAGAAGGACGAAGAUUUAGAAGUCACGGGCGUCUACAUGGGAUCAGGUAUCGGUAGCUUAGAUGAUGUAUACGACACCACACUUGCUUAUGAAAAGGGAGGCUACCGAAAGGUAUCUCCACUCUUCGUCCCGCGAUUGUUAAUCAACCUUGCCGCCGGUCACGUCUCGAUGCGCUAUGGCUUCAAGGGACCGAACCAUGCGGCAACUACAGCAUGCACGACUGGAGCCCACAGUAUCGGAGACGCUUCACGGCUGAUCCAAUUUGGUGACGCGGAUGUUAUGCUUGCUGGAGGCGCCGAGUCAUGCAUUCACCCACUAGCUAUCUCAGGCUUCGCGAGAGCUAGGAGUCUAUCAACGGAGAGGAACGAUCGGCCUACAGAGGCGAGCCGACCUUUCGACAGAGAUAGAGAUGGCUUUGUCAUUGGCGAAGGAGCUGGCGUCGUGGUUUUAGAGGAACUUGAGCACGCGAAGAAGCGAGGGGCAAAGAUUUACGCCGAAGUUGCUGGCUACGGUCUCUCUAGCGACGCAUACCACAUGACAGCACCUAGAGAAGACGGCCAAGGGCCACGCCUUGCUAUGAAGCACGCGUUGCGACAUUCUGGCCUCAAGCCAAGUGCUGUUGACUACAUCAACGCUCAUGCCACCAGUACGCCCCUUGGUGACGCUGCGGAGAAUAGAGCGAUCAAAGAGCUUCUACUCGGUCAGGAAGGCAAGAACAAGGCGUCUGAGAUCAAUGUUAGUAGUACCAAAGGUGCGAUUGGACAUCUCCUAGGCGCUGCAGGCAGCGUUGAGGCGAUCUUCUCUGUGCUGGCGAUCCACCAUAACGUUCUUCCACCAACCCUUAACCUCGACUCUCCGGGCGACCCACCAGAGGACUUUGACUGCAACUAUAUCGCCAAAGCUGCACAGCAGAAGGAAGUCAGUGUCGCGCUGUCAAACAGUUUCGGGUUCGGGGGCACAAAUGCCUCGCUUUGCUUCCGUAGAAUGUAAGCCGACGUUAAAAUGCCUGUACAAACACUAUUGAAGACGCGUUUCCGUUAGGCGUGCGUAUUGAGAGAAGGUGCCAAUGGCUCGCUGUCAUCUAUUAUCAGGACGCCAAACUACCCCGCUAGAGGUUCGAGAUAACAACUGCUAGCCCCACUACGCG